UCACCUUUCUUCGGUGAACAUACAGAUAUAUCAAUAGCCACAAUUUGAAUAUAGCCAUAAUUUGAAAGAAAAGCAGUGUAUCAUUGUUUUCUUGAGAGAUAACAUAGCAAAAACAAUGGCUUCUGAACAAGUGCAUCGUGCAGAAGUAUUCAGUGAGACGUUUGUGGAGAUAGGGGAGAUACAAAUCCAGGAACAAAGAAAUGAAGGAGAGGGUGGUACUAAUCAGAAACAACAAGAUAUCAGAGAGUUGCAUGCUGAUAGAGGCGGGUCUCAAGACAAAGGGGUUGAAAGGAAGCGGAGAGAAGAAGCUGCUAAAGGAUUGAGGGACAGAGAAGAGAAAGAAACAAGAGAGAAAAUGAAGGAAGAGCAUGCAAGGACAAUGGAACACACUAGACAGGCUCAUGCAAAACAAAGAGUAAAAGAAGAGAAUUUCAAGCACAGAACUCAGAAUGCAAUUGCAAAUACUCAAGAGAGAGCAAAACAGGAAGCAAGUGUUCAAACUUCAAGAGAUGAUACAACAGCUGCAAGGAACAAGGAUGUGGAAUCAAAGGCCAUAAGGGUUACACAUAAUAAGGAAACUAAGGAAAGGCCAUCAGAGAAAUCCACCACCAAAGGCUUUGAAGAAGGAAAAAAGAAACCUGUUGUUGUUUGUGAAACUGUAGUUAAAGUUAUUCCACAGAAGGAUAACGAAAGCAACACAGUGGGAAGCUCUGAGAGAGUUCAAGAGAGAGACAUAGCAAAAAAGCAAGGUAUGUUGAGGGAAACUAAAACACAACAUGCAGAAAAAAUUAACAAAAAUAGGGAAAGCCAUGUGUUGGCUACCUAUGCCGAAGUUGUAAAAGGUGAUGAUUCUGCUUCAAGGAGAUUACAGGAACAAAAGCUAAAUGAAACAUUAGUUGAAAAAGGCUUUGAGGGAGAGAAAGAAGAAUCUCAAGUGUGUAUUAUGCAGAAUCUGCCUAUGGUAAAUGAGCCAUUGGAUAAUAAGGCCAAUGAAGGUGGAAGUACUGUGUUGGGAGCUGUAGGUGAAACUGUGAAAGAGAUUGGGGAAAACAUCCUGAAACCAGCUAAGAAAGUGAUAGAAAAAAGUGAAGAGGGAAAAGAGGGUGGUGGAGUGUUGAGUGCCAUAGGUGAAACCGUAGCAGAAAUAGCAGAGACAACUAAGGUAAUUGCUGUUGGAGAUGGAGAAUCAAAAUCAAAAGUGAGCACUGAAUCAGAGACAAAAGUGAGUUUUGUAUGUUAAGGCGCCUUUUAACUGAAUAGCGUCCUUAUAAAUAAUCUGUUUUCUGCAAACUCUACCUUAUGUAAAACAAUACAAGUAUAUGUAUAGGUCUUAUGAGUUUUUGUAUUUUUGGUAAUAUCAUCAUUUAAUAAAAUCAAAAUAAUACAUAAAUGUAUAAGAGAGAUCA
Messenger RNA from Vicia villosa (hairy vetch), 1406 nucleotides. RefSeq names its product seed biotin-containing protein SBP65-like. The transcript has 2 exons. NCBI's taxonomy places the organism in Eukaryota, Viridiplantae, Streptophyta, Magnoliopsida, Fabales, Fabaceae. The record is from RefSeq and is a predicted model, not a curated record. The coding region runs from base 116 to 1240 and encodes 374 amino acids.